GCAAGACGUCACCAAAAGCUAAGCUACACCUAAAGCUGCAGUGGGCCCCCACCACCAGAAUCCGUCCCAGUUCCAAAUCCCGAACCCAACCGUAGACAAGCAAUCCCUAGUCCGCACCGCGCACUGCACCGUGCAAUCGCGACCCUCAUGCCGACGAGGCCUCAGAGAGGGCACUUGGUUGCUUGUUGAUCGGAUCGAGGCUACAAAAGGCACCAAUUGCUGGAUAUGCGGCCUCCGCUCGCCGGGCCGGGCAGGCCGUUCACCUGUCUGCGAUGCCUGGUGCAGACUUCGCUCGGCCGCCCCGCCGCCACCUCUGCCCGCUACCAGCUCCGGAAGCCAGCGCCAUUAGCCCCCUCCACCUCGUACCAUACCACGCGGCCGCGCCUGCAGGACUCGCCUACCGCCGCGGAGCACCAGCAGCCGCCUCCCGUCCGGCAGCCAACCACGGCGCCCAAGGCCGUCCUCGACCUCAAGCACAUCCGCCAGAACCCGGACCUCUACGCCCAGAACUGCCGCGACCGCAACUACCACGCCGCCGCCGCCUACCCUGCUCGCAUCAAUGAUCUCUUUUCGCAGUGGCAAGCCAAGCAGCGUGAAGGCCGCGCCCUCCGCGAGCGGGGCAACCUCCUCCGCCGCCAGCUCGCCGACCCGCUGAAUAGCCGCGACAAUGCCGACGAGGAAGCCACCGCCGGCUUCCGCUCGCUGUCGCGCGAACAGCUGCUCGAAGAAGCCCGCAAAGUCAAGGCCGAGCUGGGCGCCAUCGAAGACGCCGAGUCCGCCCUCGCCGCCGAGAUGCAGCGCCUCGCCCUGGCCAUCCCCAACCUGACCAGCGACGCCACCCCGCGGGGGAACGACCCGCUCGUGCUGAGCUACAUCAACGACCACCCGGAGCCCGGGCCGGCGCCGUCCGACCGCGUGUGGCGCUCCCACGCCCACGUCGGCGCCGAGCUCGGCAUCCUCGACUUCGCCGGCGCCGCCACCGCCUCCGGCUGGGGGUGGUACUACCUCCUCGACGAGGCCGCCCAGCUGGAGCAGGCCCUCGUCAACUACGCCCUGACCGCCGCCACCCGCGCCGGCUGGCGCCAGGUCAGCCCGCCGAGCAUGGUGUACUCGCACAUCGCGGGCGCGUGCGGCUUCCAGCCGCGCGACGCGCACGGCGAGACCCAGAUCUACACCAUCGCGCAGGCCGCCGAGGACGCGGCGCGCGGCAAGCCCGAGCUCUGCAUGGCCGGCACCGCCGAGAUCCCGCUGGCGGGCAUGAAGGCCGACACGGUCCUCGACGAGGCCGACCUGCCCAUGAAGCGCGUGGCCGCGUCGCGCUGCUACCGCGCCGAGGCCGGCGCGCGCGGCGGCGAGACCAAGGGCCUCUACCGCGUGCACGAGUUCACCAAGGUGGAGCUGUUCGCCUGGACGGCGCCCGACGCGGCCGCAACCGCCGACGUGUUCGACGAGCUGCUCGACCUGCAGACCGACCUGCUGGGCUCGCUGGGGCUGCACUGCCGCGUGCUCGAGAUGCCCACGGCCGACCUCGGCGCCUCCGCCACCCGCAAGUGCGACAUCGAGGCCUUCUUCCCCUCGCGCCGCGACCGCAACGACGGCUGGGGCGAGGUCACCAGCGCCAGCAUCUGCACCGACUACCAGACCCGCCGCCUCGCCACCCGCUUGAAGCUGGCCAGCGGCAAGCUGGUCUACCCCUGGACCGUGAACGGCACCGCCCUGGCCGUGCCGCGGGUGCUGGCCGCCAUCUUGGAGAACGGGUGGGACGAGAGCGAGAAGGCCGUCACCAUCCCCGAGGUGCUGCGGCCGUGGAUGGACGGCAGGGAAAAGAUUGGGCCGAGGAAUCGAGGGGGCGGGUCUUGACCAGGCUGAUUAAUCCCACGGCAUCAUCAAUUCACUCUGCUUAUUCCAUACAAGAUCCAUCAGUCAAUCCACCGGCGAUUGCCAGUCAGUGGUGUGCCCGUAUCCUCAUCAGCGCCCGGCCCGCGAAAAACAAAGUCGUCAUAAUCGUAACAACAUAAGGAAAACCAACAUAAGAAAAGCCAA
Messenger RNA from Thermothielavioides terrestris NRRL 8126, 2043 nucleotides. RefSeq lists its product as uncharacterized. The coding region runs from base 226 to 1860 and encodes 544 amino acids. Gene Ontology annotation, biological process: mitochondrial seryl-tRNA aminoacylation. Gene Ontology annotation, cellular component: mitochondrion. Gene Ontology annotation, molecular function: ATP binding; serine-tRNA ligase activity; tRNA binding. The record is from RefSeq and is a predicted model, not a curated record. NCBI's taxonomy places the organism in Eukaryota, Fungi, Ascomycota, Sordariomycetes, Sordariales, Chaetomiaceae. The transcript has 2 exons.